AUAACUCAGAUUUGUAACUGAACAGUGUUUGAGUUGAUAAAUGAAAGCAGGAUACUACCUAGUAACAUUUGAUAUUUAUACCUAAAACAGCUGAUUGGUCACUCUUCUUGAACAUAAAGCACUGGCAGCUUUCAGCUGGGAUUCAGUGUGAGCGAAGAUGUCAUUGCUAAAGCACUUGAGUUGUCAUCUCAUUCUGACACUGUCCGUAUUGACUGGAGCAGAUAGUGCUGAUGACUUUUACAUAAGAUGGGCAAGAUGCAUCUUUAGCUCUCCUGAUUUCAGUGACAUGACGUAUAUUGACAGCUUUUACUUUAAUAAAUUUCUUUUCGCAGAGUUUAACAGUACUUUGGGGAGGUUUGUGGGGUUUAGUGAGAUUGGAAUGAGAAUUGCUGAGGCUUUGAACAGUGAAAUCAUUCUGCAAUUUGAUAGAAAUGCAGUUAAUGUAUGCCAAAAUUUUUAAAAUCCAAGGACACACCUGAGCUUAAUAAAGUAGACGUGUUGGAAACUGCAUAUUUGGGAUGUUGCUUUCUUUGAUUCAGUGAAACCAAAGGUUAAGCUCAUUUCCGUGACGAGGGCAGGGAGCAGACAUCCAGUGUUGAUGUGCAGCGCAUAUGAAUUUUAUCCUCAACACAUCAAAGUGUCUUGGCUGAGAGAUGGUAAACUGAUGACCUCUGAAGUGACCUCAACAAUGGAGAUGGCUGAUGGUGACUGGUACUACCAGAUUCACUCUGAGCUGGAAUACAGCCCCAAAUCUGGAGAGAAAAUCUCCUGUAUGGUGGAGCAUGCCAGCUUCAAUAAACCCAUGAUUUAUGACUGGGAUCCGUCUCUCACUGAGCGGAAUAAAAUCGCUAUUGGAGCUUCUGGUCUGGUGCUGGGUAUCAUCAUAGCAGCUGCUGGACUUAUUUACUACAGGAUGAAAUUAACAGGAAGGAUCCUUGAUCAAUCAUUACUCACUUAAUAAUUAUAAAUUUUUUAGGACUUCAUUAUGACUACAAGGGGACUAAUAAUGAAUAAUGGGCUGUUUGUGACAUUAGCUUUAUAACAUAAUCAUGGCUCACUAGUUUUUAGUUAUGUACAUUUUCAAUGUGCUGUAAUCACCUUGUUCAGAGGUUUUCAAUCCUAAUCCUGGGGAGCCACUGCUCUGCAUAAUUUCUAUGUUUCUCUUAUCUAAAAUACUCAGGGUGUUUACACAACAACAAUUUACUAAAAACAUUUACUUAGCAUUUUUGAACAACAUUGUAAAAACAAUCCCGUUCACACAGAUCCAUGAAAAAAAUUGCUGUAUUAUGUAUGCCAGGCCAGUAGUUGGCAAUGUCAACAACACUACGUCUGCGCACAUACGCGUUCUUUUGCCGUGCAUACAAACAAUCAAGAUGCACGCACAUGACAUCACCGUUUUCACAAAUUCACGUUUUUGUAGUCUACAUAGAGACUAUAAGAGUAUCGUUUUCAAAAGUUUGCAUUUCAGACUCUCUUCUAAUGAGCUGAUAAUCUGAAUCAGGAAGACAUACAAAAUGCAUAGAUCGGUGGGUCCCCAUGACCAGGAUUGAAAACCCCUGAACUAGUUAGCUAAACACCACUUAAAAUGAGUGUUUAUUAGAAGAUUUAAAGAUCCAAACAUUUUAGAGAAAGAGAACAGAUAUUCUAAUCAUUAUUGUGCUCAGACUUUUCAGAUCUCAAAUGUGACAUUUCAAACCAACCCAAAGUAAGUCUAAAGCCGCGUUUCCACCGAAAUUACCCGGAACAAUUGUACCAGGAACUUUUCUCCCAGGAACUUUUUGUCCCCCCCAGACCUGUUGCCUUCUGCGUUUCCACGCGGUCUAAAGUACCGUGAAGAUUAGGCUAAUUUGUCCGGUGACGUAGUACUGCGCGCAACUGUUUCUUCCUGUCAGUGACGGACCGUAAUCAUUCUUGUGCGACAGAAAAAGCAGUAUGGAGGAGAUUCAAGGAAUGCUGCUUCUGCUCAUGGUGUAUUGGUUUACUAAAGAAAUAAUGAACCAAACGGCAGAAAACAGACGAGCACUGAUAGUAAAGCGUAUACAGAAAGCUCAUAAUUCUUGAUAUAAAAUGAGACAACGUGUCUUAUCAGCAAUUGCUGACAUCGACCGUGAGAUGGCUGGGACGAACGCGCUCCAUCGGGCAGAAAGAACAAGAUUGGUAAGAAAACAAUCAAUCAAAAUUAUCCAGAGUUGUGAAGAAUGUUACCAAUCAAAUGCGGCGUGAAUCCGACCAAUCAAAUGCGGCGUGAAUCCGACCAAUCAGCAUGUUCAGCGCCUAGUACCACCCCCGAAAGUUCCUGAACUUUGAAAAAGUACCACCUCGCCAUCAGGGACUUUUCUGAGGGGGAAAUUUUACCCGGAACUUUUUUUAGUUCCUGGUUCCUGCGGUGGAAACACACCGAGUACCAGCCCAAAGUCCCUAGUUCCUGGGUAAAGUUCCUGCGGUGGAAACACACCGAGUACCAGCCCAAAGUCCCUAGUUCCUGGGUAAAGUUCCUGCGGUGGAAACGGGGCUUAAGAAAGCAGUGGCUGGUAAACAUAUGAGAUUAUUUCAUAUAAACUAGUCAACGCAAGGCUGCAAUGUGUGCGAGAUCUGAUAAUAAGUCAGAGUGAACAUUUAUUUGUAUUAAAUGUUUUAAUUACUA
Molecule: messenger RNA, 2644 nt
Organism: Megalobrama amblycephala (Wuchang bream)
Lineage: Eukaryota; Metazoa; Chordata; Actinopteri; Cypriniformes; Xenocyprididae
Product: class II histocompatibility antigen, B-L beta chain-like
Exons: 5
Coding region: 599-958 (119 amino acids)
Biological process (GO): immunoglobulin production involved in immunoglobulin-mediated immune response; positive regulation of T cell activation; peptide antigen assembly with MHC class II protein complex
Cellular component (GO): MHC class II protein complex
Molecular function (GO): MHC class II protein complex binding
Source: RefSeq, a predicted model, not a curated record